UUUUUUUCUUUUCGAUCGUUUACAGAUGACUGUCAAAUGGUGGUCCGUGUUGGUCGCGCUGGCGUGUUGCUCGAUCCGCCGCACCGUCAUGUGCACGUCCAGUGUCAGAUUAGACCUGCGACCGGUGCCGUCCAACGACCCUGGCGUCGUUGAUCUCAUCGAGAUGCCCAACCCGGCGCUGGACCCCAGGCCCGCCGACCUAAACGUCACGGCGCUGUUGGCCAAACUGGCUGCCAAGUUCGACCCCAAGUGCAUGAGCGUCACAGCCCCCGAACACCUGGUGCCAGUCGCCGACAUACCCUUCAGGAGGAAUCGACGGGGCCGAUUGGUGCCCACCGGAAAGAUGCCAACGGGGAUCCGAGAGCUGGACACCAAAUACUUCUCCCUACCGGACGGCCGGAGGCUCCGGACCCGGAUAUCCGGUCAACUGCGCCGGAAGAUCCAGCAAUACCUCUGGGGCCGGACGGCGUGCCCGAUGCACAGACAGUGGAAGGACCUGGGCCAACGGUUCUGGCCACGGUGGCUGCUCGAGGGCCACUGUCCCAAGGGUGAGACGUCGUGCUCGGUACCCGCGGGAAUGUACUGCCGAGCCACUGGGAGCCAGUACAAGACGCUUUUGCGAUGGCAUUGCCGAAGCCCUAACGUCCCAUCGGCCUCACUACAAUACAACAGUCUACCGGGCACAAAGGCGACGGGGUCGGUGGUCAACCAGAUAAAGGUGUGCCAGUGGAUCAAAGUGGAGUAUCCGGUGGUCACCGAGUGCGGUUGCGGUUGCGCGACCGACGUCUCCGAGUGACAGGGCGGGGCGGAAACCACUUGCAACAGUGGAACGAAACUAAAUCAUAUUAUUAUUAUUAUUAUUUCAUUGUAUACGAGUGGAAUACCUUUUAUCAUUAUUUUUUUUUUUUACGAGUCGGACGGCUUGUCGCACACUACUAGUCUUAAUAUAAUAAUAUACGGAACACGGUUUUUUUUUAAUGACCAAUUAGUUGUUAAGAAUUUCAUAUAUUUAUAAUAUUAUGCUAAUUAUUAUUUAUAAUAUUACGUGUACACCGUCGUCCAUAUCGUCAGUCYCGAACGUAUCAUACUAUAUAAUAAUAUUAUCAUUAUUUUUUAUUAUUCGGAAGAGUCGAUCGCACAUAUAAUGAUAUAUCGUAUAUAUCAUUUUAAUAUAUUAUACUAUUAUAACGAUCGUCUUUCCGACUCAUCCAGACAUCUAUAUUAUAUAGAUUGGAGAGUUAUUAUAAUAUUAAACUGUUAUUAUAAUACCAUCAACCAGCAAUAUAAUAUUAUUGCUCUAAACGAUAAUUAUUAUAUUAUAUAACUACUAUAAUAGUGCGUAAUACGCAUAUCGAUCGAUCGGUUGGCGCAGGUCGCYUAGUUGUUCGAUCACAAAUCCGAGAUAUUAUCACGUCGGUUACUCUAGUAGGUAACACCACCAUCGUUUAAGUCUUUUUCCCCCGACAAUCCUUGACCCCUCCCCUCCACUACCCUACACCACUACGAUUCAAUGUCAUUUUAAAUUAUGAUGRUUUAUCAUAUUAUAUUGUAAUAUACAAUCCUAUUCACGAAAUCGUAUUUUAAAYGUCGAAUUUAUUUAUUUACUGAUGCGCCCGUUGCGCCGCAACAGACACUGUUUUUUUUUUUUUUUUUUUUUUUAUAUCACUCUCGUUAACUGUCCGUUUUAAACAUUAUGCAUUUAUGCCUCAUUCGCUCUCUCUCGUGUAUUAUUAUUAUCAUCAUCAUCAUCAUCAUCGACAUUCUUUGAGAUUUAUACAUAUCAUAUUAUCGUUUUACUUAUAUUUUAUGCCAUCGAGCAUAGUUAUUGUCAGAAAAAAAGUAAUGCGAAAUCUGCGGAGUAAAAUCGAAUUUUUUUUCCUUUAAGUCCACCUUUAAUAUCAGUUCGUGUCCAUAUUUUGAAAAUUUUUUCCAAAACGAAUAUUAUAAUGCUUGAUAUUAUAUUUUUCCGUUUUGCUUUGA
This is a messenger RNA of Diuraphis noxia (Russian wheat aphid), 1980 nucleotides long. RefSeq names its product noggin-like. NCBI's taxonomy places the organism in Eukaryota, Metazoa, Arthropoda, Insecta, Hemiptera, Aphididae. The record is from RefSeq and is a predicted model, not a curated record. Gene Ontology annotation, biological process: negative regulation of BMP signaling pathway; dorsal/ventral pattern formation; osteoblast differentiation.